Coffea eugenioides is the source of this 1946-nucleotide messenger RNA. Its product is annotated as monodehydroascorbate reductase 4, peroxisomal. Gene Ontology annotation, molecular function: oxidoreductase activity, acting on NAD(P)H; flavin adenine dinucleotide binding. Lineage: Eukaryota; Viridiplantae; Streptophyta; Magnoliopsida; Gentianales; Rubiaceae. The transcript is spliced from 7 exons. Gene Ontology annotation, cellular component: cytoplasm. The coding region runs from base 251 to 1693 and encodes 480 amino acids. The record is from RefSeq and is a predicted model, not a curated record.
AAUUGACGAGUAAUUGGUGUUUUUUCUUUCCAAUUCCUUGAUAAGAGUGCGAAGAAAAGAAGAGAGUGGCAGCCACCAACCACAGCAUGCUUUGCUGUCGUCAUUCUUGAGGUUGAGGCUCCCGUACUCCUCCUCUAUUCUUCUAGAAAGAAAGGAAAAAAAAAUAUAUAUUAAAAAAAGGAAGAGAAGAAGUGAUCGGGUGGGUUAAUUAAUGUAAUGAGUAGCACCUGGUAGUGUAUUAGUGAGAAAAAUGGGAAGGGCAUUUGUGUAUGUGAUAUUGGGAGGGGGAGUGGCAGCUGGGUAUGCAGCUCAGGAGUUUGUCAAGAGAGGUGUUUCUCAUGGUGAACUCUGCAUCAUUUCUGGAGAGCCUGUUGCACCCUAUGAAAGGCCUGCUUUGAGCAAAGGUUUCUUACUUCCAGAAGAUCCUGCACGACUUCCUUCAUUUCACUGUUGUGUAGGAUCCAAUGAAGAAAGAUUAACUCCGAAAUGGUACAAGGAGCAUGGAAUUGAGUUGAUUCUUGGAACUCGCGUUAAGUCUGCAGAUAUGAGGCGCAAGACACUUUUGACAGUGACUGGAGAAACAAUAAGCUAUAAAAUUCUUAUCGUUGCAACAGGUGCUAGGGCCUUGAAGCUUGAGGAGUUUGGUGUGACUGGAUCAGAUGCUGAAAAUGUUUGUUAUUUGAGGGAUUUGGCUGAUGCAACAAGGCUUGUAAGCGUUAUGCAAUCUUGUAUGGAUGGGAAUGCCGUCGUCAUUGGUGGGGGUUAUAUAGGAAUGGAAUGUGCUGCUUCCUUGGUGAUAAACAAAAUAAAUGUCACCAUGGUCUUCCCUGAGGCUCAUUGCAUGGGCCGGCUAUUUUCACCAAGGAUUGCAAGUUACUAUGAAGAAUUUUACAAGUCUAAAGGAGUGAAGUUUAUAAAGGGAACUGUCUUGACUUCAUUUGAUUUAAAUUCUGAUGGGAAGGUCACCGCAGUUAGUCUUAGAGAUGGCAGUAAGCUUCCUGCUGAUAUGGUUGUGAUUGGGAUUGGGAUCCGUGCAAACACAAGCCUGUUUGAAGGCCAACUAACUCUGGAGAAAGGUGGGAUUAAGGUGAAUGGGAAGAUGCAAUCGAGCAACGCUUCAGUCUAUGCAGUUGGGGAUGUUGCUGCUUUUCCAGUAAAAAUGUUUGCUGAAACACGCAGACUCGAGCAUGUAGAUUCUGCGAGGAAGACAGCAAGGCAUGCUGUUGCUGCUAUCAUGGAACCAGAAAAGGCGGGUGAAUUCAACUACCUGCCAUUCUUCUACUCCCGCGUCUUCACAUUGUCUUGGCAGUUUUAUGGAGACAACGCAGGGGAAGUAAUUCAUUUUGGGGAUUUCUCGGGAAAGACCUUUGGGGCUUAUUGGAUUAAUAAGGGUCAUCUUGUUGGUUCUUUUCUGGAGGGUGGAACCAAAGAGCAGUACGAAGCUAUAGCCAAGGCCACGAGGCUUAAACCGGCAAUUGAAGACCUGGUUGAGCUUGAGAGGCAGGGACUGGGAUUUGCUUUGACAGCAAGCCAGAAACCAUCAUCAUCAUCAUCACCUCCUCCUGUUGCUGGCAGUUCUAAUCUCGUCAUCGAGAAACCAUUACACGCUUGGUACGCAACUGCGGGUGUGAUUGUGGCUGCAUCAGUAGCAGCCUUUGCAUACUGGUAUGGCAGGAGGCGACGAAGAUGGUGAAAGCAUUGAUUGUGUCGGCUGCCAAAAAAAAAAAUUUUUUUUGUACUGAUAUUUUUAGUGCACAUGUGGCCAUUGUUGUAUCAUUUAUAGGGGCUUGAACGGUAGAAAGGCUACAUCUGGUAUAUAUAGUCAGAUUUACGAGUAAAAAGGGCUGAAAUGUAUGAUUCAUCAUGAAGUCUUUUGAGUCAGAAUGAUGAGAGUUGCUUGCUCGUUUCUUGAUUUUUAUUGAAGAUGGCGAACUUAUUUCUUUCUG